UUGGCGCUACUGUAUUAUGUUUCCUGUACUGUAGCCGUUAAUAAGCGAGGGAAAGACAGUCUAGAUUGCUCACGCUGGUAAGGUUCUGAAUAAAACUGAAAUAUUAAAAGGCAGACGAGAACACAGAGCGGCAAUGGACGGAGAUGUUGCGGUCGGUGUGAAGAGAGGCUCAGACGAGCUCAACAUGUAUGGUAGCAGUCCCAGCUCUAUGACAGCCAAUGGCAGCGACAGUAAGAAACAGCGUCUGGAUGAAGCCCCUCCAUCCAAAGUUCUUCACAUUAGAAAACUUCCCAACGAAGUGUCAGAAACUGAAGUCAUUGCUCUGGGGCUGCCUUUUGGAAAGGUCACCAACAUACUGAUGCUCAAGGGGAAAAACCAGGCGUUUUUGGAGUUGGGCACAGAGGAAGCAGCCAUUACUAUGGUGAACUACUACACAGCUGUCACACCACAGGUCAGAAACGCAUCUGUUUUCAUCCAGUACUCCAACCACAAGGAGCUGAAAACAGACUCGGCUCUUAAUCAGAGAGCCCAAGCAGUACUACAAGCAGUGUCAGCUGUUCAGGAUGGAGGCUCUCCAUCUUCUGACCCAGGUGCUCUGGACCUUGCUCCGCCACCCAGUCCUGUUCUGCGAAUUAUCAUCGACAACAUGUUUUACCCAGUGACGUUGGAUGUGCUUCAGCAGAUCUUCAGUAAAUUUGGGACAGUGAUGAAGAUCAUCACCUUCACCAAGAAUAAUCAGUUUCAGGCUCUGUUGCAGUUCAGUGACCCUGUCAACGCACAACAAGCUAAACUGUCUUUGGACGGACAGAACAUUUACAAUUCCUGGUGUACGUUAAGGAUAGACUUCAGCAAACUGGUCAACCUUAAUGUGAAGUACAAUAACGACAAGAGUCGAGACUAUACCAGGCCCGAUCUUCCCAGUGGAGACGGAGAAGCAACUAACAAAGACCAUUCUCUACUGGGUACUCCAUCUGGAGCUCUAGCUUCAUACUCCAGUGGAGGAGGUUACUCAUCAUCUCUCUCCCUCUCUCAGAGUGGAGGAGCCAUCAGUCCACUCAGUGCUGCAGCAGCAGCAGCAGCUGCCGCAGGUCGAGUUGCUCUGUCUGGCUCCGGUGUGUCAGGAGUGCUUUUAGCGUCCAACCUAAAUGAAGAGAUGGUCACGCCUCAAAGUCUCUUUACCCUCUUCGGCGUCUACGGUGAUGUCCAGAGAGUAAAGAUCCUGUACAACAAAAAGGACAGCGCUCUGAUCCAGCUGUCUGACGGCAACCAGGCUCAGUUGGCCAUGAGCCAUCUGAACGGUCAGAAGGUUUUUGGUAAAGUGAUGCGAGUGACGCUGUCCAAACAUCAAACUGUGGCUCUGCCCAGAGAAGGACUGGACGACCAGCUCCUCACUAAAGAUUUCUCUGGAUCUCCACUUCAUCGCUUCAAGAAGCCAGGGUCUAAAAACUUCCAGAACAUCUUUCCUCCCUCCUCCACACUUCAUCUCUCCAAUAUCAGAGAGGGCGUUGGUGAGGACGAUCUCCGUCUUCUGUUCUCCAACAGUGGAGGAACCGUCAAGGCCUUCAAGUUCUUUCAGGACCGUAAGAUGGCCCUGAUUCAGAUGUCGUCCGUAGAGGAAGCGAUUCAAGAGCUGAUUAAACUCCACAACUACGACAUGGGAGGAAAUCACCAUCUCAAGGUUUCCUUCUCAAAGUCCACCAUCUGACGCUCGUCACCAGAACAGCCACAAUCCUGACGUCCCUGCCGUUCUCCUUCUUUGAUUUGCCGUUCCCUGACCUCGUGUCUAGUCAUACACUGUCGUUCUUUCUAUUUACAGGCCAAAACGUCUGAGCCUGAAGUUAAAGUAAACAUUUUAUAUUAGCAUCUAAUGCCCGCUGACCUCUGUUGGCCGGUGUGAUGAUCUGCGCUUCUCUCACUGGACAGAACGGCAACAGGUUUGAUUUCGAUCUUGUUUGUAGUUUGUUAUUUUUCUCAAACCUUGUCUGCAGGACAACAACUCACAGUCGCCUUUGACUCAACACAUCACACUCUCUUUGUCUCUGAUUCUCCCCCGACAUUGAACAAUCAAAAAGAAAACAUUGGAAAUAAAUAAAUACAUUUCACUGAAGAUUCAGACAUUUAAAAUAAGACUGUUUCACACACACACACAGCUCCCUUCUCUUCUUACUGACGUAGUUGUUCUGUGUUUUCUGACAUAUUUGAAACAUUACAGGCAGAAGCACAAACGACUUUAGGGUGACAGAUUAAGUCUCACUCACUGAGCUACAGUUACCUCACUAUUAUGUCAUGUUUUAAAGGUGUAACAUUUCUCAAAACCAAACUGCCACUGAAAUGAAAGUUCUGUUUUGAAGUGUACCAUCCAGUUUAUGGUGAAGUUUUGAGACUAAUUUAAAAAAAUUAUUAAAACUUCUUCCACUUUUUGCAACA
Molecule: messenger RNA, 2427 nt
Organism: Cynoglossus semilaevis (tongue sole)
Lineage: Eukaryota; Metazoa; Chordata; Actinopteri; Pleuronectiformes; Cynoglossidae
Product: polypyrimidine tract-binding protein 2-like
Exons: 17
Coding region: 134-1705 (523 amino acids)
Biological process (GO): mRNA processing
Cellular component (GO): nucleus
Molecular function (GO): RNA binding
Source: RefSeq, a predicted model, not a curated record